CAUCAUCUGAUCUGUUGCUUCUGCUGUAGCAACUUCUUCAAAAUGAACUCUAUCACCCUCACCAUUUUCGCCGGGCUCAUCGCCCUCAGUGCCGCUCGUCCCCACCGCUGGGAAAGCGGAAUCGGCGGCGGCCUCGGCGGCGGCCUUGGUUCCUUCCGCGGUGGUUUCAGCAAUGUCGGUUUUGGCGGUGGUGCCAUCGGCUCAGGUUUCGGCGGCGGUCUCGCUGGAGUCGGCGUGACCUCCGAGUCGGUCUCUGGCCGCGUGGUGCAUCCCAGCAUCACCACCGGGGUGCAGCUCGUGUCCAAGCCUUUCCCAGUCCAAGUCCCCGUCAAAGUCCCCAUCGUGAAGCACAUCCCCGUUCCCAAGACCAUCAAGACUGUCAAGACCGUCAAGGUUCCCUUCCAGGUGGUCAGGACAGUCCCCGUGCCAGUCGUUAGGACCAUUCAGGUCCCAGUACAAAUCCCUGUUAGAGUUGGAGGUGGAUUCGGAGGAGUUGGAGGUGGAUUCGGUGGAGUCGGAGGUGGACUUGGUGGAGUCGGAGGAGGAUUCGGUGGAAUCGGAGGUGGACUUGGUGGAGUCGGAGGAGGAUUCGGUGGAGUCGGAGGUGGACUUGGUGGAGUCGGAGGUGGACUUGGUGGAGUCGGAGGUGGACUUGGUGGAGUCGGAGGAGGAUUCGGUGGAGUCGGAGGUGGACUUGGUGGAGUCGGAGGUGGAUUCGGUGGAGUCGGAGGCGGACUUGGUGGAAUCGGAGGUGGACUUGGUGGAGUCGGAGGAGGAUUCGGUGGAGUUGGUGGUGGAGUCAGUCGAAUCGGUGGUGGAGUUGGCGGAGUCGGUGGUGGAUUCAGCGGAAGCAGCGGUGAAAUCGGCGGUGGAUUCGGGGGAGACUUCGAUGGCGACUCUGAUGAGAAGUAAACCCUGAAACUAUUUCUCUAUAACUUGUCGAACCGAACGAAUUACCUAGUCAUGAUGACUAAGGAUCAUAAUUUAAAUUAUUUAAGAGGCUUUGUUGCAUGUUCAUGUAGGCCUCUUACAAAUACAAGCCUUUGUCACUA
This is a messenger RNA of Hyalella azteca, 1052 nucleotides long. RefSeq names its product glycine-rich cell wall structural protein. The transcript is spliced from 2 exons. The record is from RefSeq and is a predicted model, not a curated record. NCBI's taxonomy places the organism in Eukaryota, Metazoa, Arthropoda, Malacostraca, Amphipoda, Hyalellidae. The coding region runs from base 43 to 912 and encodes 289 amino acids.